CAUAAGAAAAAAAGUGUUGUCAAUCAACGUCAUUUAAAUUUGCUGUCAAAUCAGGAAUAUUUACGUCAGCCACGUUGGAAGUGCCAACUCGGUGUUUUUAUGUUUUUAGUGAGGCUGCUGCAUCAAGAUGAAGAUCAAAGAGUUAAAAAGGACGGUGAAUAUGAGCUGGUCGCCAGCGGAGCAUUACCCGACAAUGCUCGUGACCGGCUCCGCAGCUCAGCAAGUUGAUGCCUCUUUCAGCACGAAUUCCUAUUUGGAACUGCAUUCUCUUAACUUGGGUGACUCAAGUCUUGAUUUUGAAAUGAAAUCAAGCAUACAAACAAAGCAUAAGUUUCAAAAGUUAGUCUGGUCAGGUGCAGGUAUCAUCGUGGGUGGCUGUGAUGGAGGCUUGUUAGAAUUCUACAGUGCAGAGAAAUUACUUAAUAAUGCUAGUGACUCACUUAUUGGUAGCAGUUCUAAACAUAAUGGUCAUGUGUCCGCGCUCGACGUUAAUCCUUAUCAGAAGAAUCUCUUGGCUUCCGGUGCAUCAGACAGUGAAAUAUUUAUCUGGGACCUCAACAACACAAGUCAGCCAAUGGCACCCGGCAAUCGAAGCCAACCUUACGACCAUGUCCAGGGUCUAGCUUGGAAUCAGCAGGUACAACAUAUUCUAGGAUCCACAUUUGCUACGAGAUGUUUGGUAUGGGAUCUCAGGAAGAAUGAACCUAUUAUGAAGUUGAGCGACUCGCAGUUCCGCACGCGCUGGCGCGCGCUGGCGUGGCACCCCGGCGUGGCCACGCAGCUGUGCGUCGCCUCCGAGGACGACCAGGCGCCCGUCGUGCAGCUCUGGGACCUCAGAUUGGCCGCAUCCCCGCUGGCGACCCUGGAAGGACACGAGAAGGGCGCGCUGGCGCUGUCCUGGAGCCGACACGACCACGAUCUGCUGCUGUCGGCCGGACGAGAUGGGAGACUGCUCGCCUGGAACCCGAACAACACUAAACCGGGCGGCGAGCUGGUGGUGGAAGUGAACCGCCAGUCGGCGUGGGUGUUCGACGUGGCGUGGGCGGCGCGCGAGCCCGGCCUGCUGGCCGCCGCCUCCUUCGAUCACUCGCUGGCGCUGCACACGCUGUUCGCGACCAGCAGCGUAGCGGGCGGCAGCAGCGCGAGCAACAACAACAUAAUGGACUCGUUCGGCGGCGCGGACUCGUUCGCGGCGCUGCCCGCCGUGCAGCUCAGCGCGCCGCCGCCCGCCGCGCCCGCGCAGCCGCCGCGCGCGCCGCGCUGGAUGCGCCGCCCCGCCGCCGCCAAGUUCGCGUUCGGUGGAAAAUUAGUAACAUUCGAGAAAUGCCCACAAGAGACCGACUCACACAAGCUGGUAUACGUCAGCCAGGUAGUCAGUGAACCAGAAAUAGUCGAAAAGGCGUUCGAGUUGGACACAGUGAUAGGACUAACCCUCAGCCAGGAGCCCGGGGCUGCGGAGAAAUUGGCGGAAUACUGUCGUGUGAAGGGCGACGCAGCGACGGACCAACACGAGCGCUUUACGUGGUUCUUCCUGCGAGCCAACUUCCUUCCCACGUACCGGACCGAGAUACUGAACUUGCUCGGCUUCAAGCAAGAAGAGAUAUCGUCAAAGUUCAAGAGUCAACCGAACAAUGAACCACGCGCCCCACAGGACAACUUCGGACUCAGUAGAAGAGAGAGCACUGAGACCGAAGCGGAACUGUCUACAGACACAAGCACUGAUCUAUCUGAUGCUCAAACCUUGAUCGAGAAGAAGCUCGCAAGCAUAGACCUCGAACCGACUGUGACUAACGUCGUCAUACCGAGCGGUGACGACUCAACGAGCCUUAUCUGCCGCGCGCUCGUGUGCGGCAACAUCGAGGAAGCCGUCGAUCUCUGCCUCGAGGCGAAAAGAGUAGCCGAUGCGCUCAUCAUCGCUUCGUUAGGCAGCCAGGAGCUGCAGUACCGCGUGCAGCGCGCGCAGCUGAGCGCGCGCGCCGCCGACCCCGUGGCGCUGGUGGCCGGCGCGCUGCUGCGCGGCGCCUGGGACGGCCUGCUGCGCGCCGUGGCGCCCGCCGCCUGGAGGCACGCGCUGGCCGCGCUCGCCGCGCACUGCGAGCCGCGCGCGCUGGCGCACUACUGCGAGGUGCUGGGCGACAAGCUGGCGGCGGACAGCGAGCCGGCGCUGCGCGACGCGGCCGCGCUGUGCUACGUGUGCGGCGCGCACGGGGACGCGCUGGCGGCGCGCGCGCUGCGGGCCCCGCCGCCCGCCGCCGCCGAGCUGGCGCGCCAGGCCGAGCUGGCGCUGCUGAUGCGCGCCGCAGCCGCCGUGCAGGGCCGACCCGCCCAGGAGGGCGGGCAGCUGGAUGCGCUGCUGAGCCGCUACGCGGCGCGCGUGGCGGCGCAGGGCUGCCUGCACAGCGCGCUGGCGGCGCUGCGCGGCGCGCGCUCCGAGCUGCGCGAGCGCCUGCACGCCGCGCUCGCCUCGCGGGACCAGAAGCAGCAGCAGUACCAGCAGCAGCACCAGCACCAGCACCAGCAGCAGCAGACGUCGACGCGUGCGCGUACAGUGAGCACUCACUCGAACUUCGCAAACAAUGAAAACAUUGGGGCUUACAAAAUGCAACCCCCAGCAGCGACCCACGAGCCUCAGAGUUGGUCCGCAAGCUCUCACCCGCCACGCCCCGCGAGUGUCUCUUCGCAGCCUGGUGGAAUCACAAGUCGUUCGAAAUACAAAGUCGAUCCCUCGGUUCAGUCCGCACCUCUUUACAAUCAAUAUAGCUUUAACAAUCCACCCCAGGCCCCCUCCUACGGGUACAACAGCCCCAUACCAGAUCAGUACAGUGCCGCUAGCGUGCCGAGUCAUAACUUCACACCGAUCAACCAGCAACAGAAUUAUCCAUCGAAUCCUCCUCAAUUGAUGAACCCAUUAAAUUCAGCACCAUUAAAUCCGAUGAAUCCAUUAAAUCCGGCGCCGUUAAAUCCCAUGAUUCCUUUAAAUCCGAUGAACACGUUAAACCAGUCGAACAAUGCAACGUUGAAUCCCAUGCACCCGUCGGUGAACGGUAACUACUACCAGGCGGCGGAGGCCGCUCCCGGCCCCAAGCCGGCGGCGCCCGGCUGGAACGACCCCCCCAUGUUGACCUCGAGGCCCAAGCCCAAACAAGAGAUCCAACAACAAGCUCCGAUCACGCAUCCCUUAUUCGGUGUAGAGCCCCCCCAAUACGUGCCAUUAGUACCCACAUCUCAAUAUCCGGGCCAGCAAGCUCAGUACCCCGGUCAACAGGCUCAAUAUCCGGGUCAGCCGGCUUUAUACCCUGGCCAACAGCAACAGUAUCCUGGUCAAAUGGUGCAGUACCCUGGUGAGACAACUCAGUACCCUGGACAGUAUGCCGAUCAGCAGUAUCAAGGGUCGUACCAGCCGGCAAUGCAAACAGGAUAUCCUCAACAGGUGGAGAGUCCCGCUCCAGCAGAGCCGGUACAGAAGGGUCCUCUCCCCGCGGAAUACGUCGACUUGCAAACUGUUUUUGAUUCCCUCCGGAAUGCCUGUUCCGAAAAGGCUACUAAUCAGCAAAUGAAGAGGAAACUAGAAGAUGUCCAAAGAAGGCUCGAAACAUUGUACGAUAUGCUGCGGGAACAUAGGCUGUCGGAGGCGGCGCUGGCGCAGCUGCGCGCGGCGCGCGCGGCGGGCGCGGCGGGCGAGCACGCGCGCGCCCUGGCGGCCGUGGCGGCGCUGGCCACGGGGCCCGACUUCGCCGCCGCCGCCGCCUUCCUGCCCGGCCUCAAGAUGCUGUUCCUGCUGGCCGCGCAGAUGAAGGCGCAGGCGCGGUGAACGCGAAGGGGACGGCGAAGGCACGGGCUUACUUUGUUUUCGAGACGUUCCUAACAGCUCUAACUUCCUCCCCCUCCCGCUGAGCGUUCAUUUCCUAUCCGUCGAUCCGAUUGCCGAAACGGCAGACUUUUUCAUGUGAGCAUCGAGCUGGUGAUGCUCUAACCUUUCCGUAGUUCACUAGAUUCUGCUUAAACUAGUAUGUGUCUUGUACGUAUGUACAUACAUACAUUUGUACCUAACGUAUUAAACGAGCCUCCAGCAAUUUAGCCAAUUAAAAACGUAUUAUAUUAGUUAACUAUCGACGUAAAAUAAGUUGUAAAAUGGAUCGCAAAAAUAAAUUUAAAUUUGAAUUGUAAUCUAAUUUUGCUUCUACCUCAAAAGUUCCAUCUCCCCUUAACCGCGUAUACGCUCGCUGGUAAUACUAUAUACUAUCAAUUUCAGUAGAAUUUGUACACUUUGUAAACGAGGAUUUUUAAUUAGAAUAAAAAUGAAAUCCAUAAUAUUUAAAUAGCUGAAAUAUUCUUACUUAAUUACCAUCGGGUAAAUUCUAUUGAAAUCAAAUAGUUAAAUAAUUAUACAUAUUCUAUUAAUAAAUUAUUUCAUAUGCGUUAUAAUUAAUAUAAAUGUUUUUAGUAAAUAUUUAAUUCGAAAUUAUUAUAAUAACUCGAGUCUAUUAAGGCGACACUCACUUGGUUCGCUAGCGUCCGACGACGCCCGUGACAAGUCAUCGUAUAAUUAAAUUAAAAAGCACUUAGAAGUUAUAAAUUAAAUUAUAUAAUUGGUUUUAUAAUGUUUAAAGUUAUUGUAUUUAUGUAAAUAUUCCAUUAACUACCAUUUGAAUGUGCUUUUCGUUAACGAUUGACGGACGUCUCUAAAGACAUUCAUUGAGUUUCUUUACUUAAUCUAUUUUAUGACUAAUAUUAUAAUUUUGUGUAUCAAAGGCAUGUUUGUAAUCGAAUGAUGUUGGCUAAUGUACAUUUAAGUAAUAUUGUAUUAAAGUUAUAAUAAAAUAUAUUUUUAAAAUAA
Messenger RNA from Vanessa tameamea, 4837 nucleotides. RefSeq names its product protein transport protein Sec31A (gene Sec31). The transcript is spliced from 26 exons. Gene Ontology annotation, molecular function: structural molecule activity; protein binding. The coding region runs from base 128 to 3811 and encodes 1227 amino acids. Gene Ontology annotation, cellular component: endoplasmic reticulum exit site; COPII vesicle coat. Gene Ontology annotation, biological process: endoplasmic reticulum organization; intracellular protein transport; endoplasmic reticulum to Golgi vesicle-mediated transport. NCBI's taxonomy places the organism in Eukaryota, Metazoa, Arthropoda, Insecta, Lepidoptera, Nymphalidae. The record is from RefSeq and is a predicted model, not a curated record.